AUGUCAGAGGAGUUGAUGUUCUCUGGCACGUAUAUGUGCCUUCGAGGAUUUGAAGGGGACGUCAUCCUUCUGAACUCAAUUUUUUGGAUGCUCUACACUGUUUGGGAGGUCCUCGCACUGUGUCUUUCAGUCUGGAUUACUGUGAAACACUUCCAUUACCUGCGACAACUCGGCCCAUCGACAGGAUCGACCAUUGGGGACUAUUUCAGAGUGCUGAUACAAUCUCACGUGCUUUAUUUUGCAAGCUUUAUGUAUGUCUCUUGCUUCCAAUUUUCUGUGCUCUCUCCAGAAAUCUUGAAUUCAGAUUCUAGUAUUGCAAUUCAGAUACUCAGUGGUGCUCUUCCAAUUUUAUUGGUCGUGCAGAUGUUUGUGCUGGGACCACGCCUUAUCCUUAGCGUUCGAGAGUAUCAUGCAAAACUUACAGUUGACUCUGACGCAGAAACUAGCAUGAAUUCGAUUGUCUUCCAGGAACGUGUACAUAUAUCAACUAGCAGUAUUGUGUAG
Suillus discolor is the source of this 504-nucleotide messenger RNA. RefSeq lists its product as uncharacterized. The record is from RefSeq and is a predicted model, not a curated record. Bases 1 to 504 code for a protein of 167 amino acids. NCBI's taxonomy places the organism in Eukaryota, Fungi, Basidiomycota, Agaricomycetes, Boletales, Suillaceae. The transcript is spliced from 3 exons.